AUGGCUAAAAGAGAAAAUAAUUUUAUCUUUGGAGAUACAUUAGGAGAAGGAUCAUUUGGUGCUGUUAUUCUUACGACAGAUAAAGACGACAAUAAACAAUAUGCAACUAAAAUUCUUGAUAAACAACAAAUUAUAAAAUUAAAAAAACAUGCAACAGUAAAAAGAGAAAGGGAUAUUAUGUCAAUGUGUCAUUCACCAUAUAUAGUCAAACUAUUUUAUACAUUUCAAAAUCCAACAUCAUUAUUUUAUGUUUUAGAAUUAUGUCCUAAUAGAGAUAUGAAAUAUUAUUUUCUUAAAUAUGGCUCUUUUAGCGAAAAAGUUACUCAAUUCUAUAUCUCUGAAAUUACAAUGGCAUUAAAAUAUCUUCAUUCAUUAAAUAUUAUUCAUAGAGAUCUUAAACCUGAAAAUAUAUUACUUGAUCGUAAUAUGCAUAUUAAAAUUACAGACUUUGGAACUGCUUGUGUUCAAACUCCAAAUGACCCUCCUAGAAAAAGUAGUUUUGUUGGUACACCAGAAUAUGUUGCACCAGAAAUUAUUAAUGGACAAAUUGGUUUUAGUAAAGCAGUAGAUAUGUGGUCACUUGGAUGUAUGUUAUUCCAAUUCCUUACUGGAGAAUUUCCAUUUAGAGGAAAGAGUGAUAAAUUAACAUUUGAUGCUAUUAAUGCAUGUGCACCAUCUUAUCCUCAUAAUAUGCCAGUUAAUGCAAAAGAUCUUUGUCAAAAAUUAAUGGUACUUGAUAUGAAUAAUAGAAUUGGUGUAAAAUCAACAGAUGAAUUAUUAUCUCAUCCUUUCUUUACAGGUAUUCAAUUUGACUCUCUUCUUCAACAAACACCACCACCAUUUGAAGCAGGAAUGGCUAUUCCUAAAAUUGAAGAUUUUAUAUAUCCCGGAUUAUUAAAAGAAGGUGAAAAAGUUAUUUUAUAUCGUACAGUAUAUAAACGUAAAGGAAUUAGUAAUACUAAACGUGACUUAAUUUAUACUGACCUUCCUCGUCUCUUUUAUUGUGUUUCUAAAACUCCUAAUAUUAAAGGUGAAAUUCCUCUUACUAAAGAUACUUCUUAUUUCAUUAAAAGUGGAUCACAAUUUAUUAUUAGAGUACCUGGCAGAGAUUAUCAAUUAGAAGAUUGUCUUGGAGAACCUCAAGUAUGGAUUAAUGCAUUUGAUGCUACUUGUCAUAAAUGGAAAUAA
Messenger RNA from Entamoeba histolytica HM-1:IMSS, 1188 nucleotides. RefSeq names its product protein kinase, putative. The transcript is spliced from 2 exons. Bases 1 to 1188 code for a protein of 395 amino acids. The record is from RefSeq and is a predicted model, not a curated record. Lineage: Eukaryota; Evosea; Mastigamoebida; Endamoebidae. Gene Ontology annotation, molecular function: ATP binding; protein serine/threonine kinase activity. Gene Ontology annotation, biological process: peptidyl-serine phosphorylation; intracellular signal transduction.